Bemisia tabaci is the source of this 1222-nucleotide messenger RNA. The record is from RefSeq and is a predicted model, not a curated record. NCBI's taxonomy places the organism in Eukaryota, Metazoa, Arthropoda, Insecta, Hemiptera, Aleyrodidae.
ACCUUGAUCAAUUAAGGUAUUUCUGACUUUUGGGUGAAGUGGCUUGGAGCCUCAAGUUACAUGAUCCACGAUUUUUUGUGUUCACACUCAUUUCGCACACACUCUCGCACACACGUCCGACCAGGCUCUCAAGACGAAUUACCUGUUUCAGCGCACGAGUAUUUCGAUUGGUAUUUCAAAUUUUUGGUGUUGAUUUUUUUCAUCACAAAUUAUUUGAGCAAAGAGCUACUCGACUUCGUCAACAACCGACAAUGGAGUUCAAUUUUAAAGGAAAGACAAUUCUCGUAACAGGCGCGGGGCAAGGGAUUGGAAAGGGCGUUUGCCUGAAGCUGGUGAACAGCGGGGCCAAAGUUAUAGCCGUUUCAAAAUCCAAGGAGUCCCUGGAUGAGCUGGCGAAGAAAAACCCCAACAUCGAGCCGAUCGCGGUGGACCUGGACAGCUGGUCCGAGACGAGAAAGGCGCUCUCCAACAUUGGCCCGGUCGACGGACUCGUGAACAACGCAGCCAUCGCCAAGAUCAAUCACUUCUUCGAUAUAACCGAGAAUGAUAUCGACAGCUCGUUCAGCGUCAACGUGAAAGCAGCCAUCAACGUCGCGCAAAUAGUGGCCAAAGGAAUGGCCGAACGAGGGAAAGGCAGUAUAGUCAACAUUUCAUCUCAAUCAGCGAUGAAGGGUCACGAGGACCACACGAUUUACUGCGGGACGAAGGCUGCGUUGGACGGCGUGACUCGGGUGAUGGCCCUGGAGCUGGGCAAGUACAACAUCCGGACCAACUGCGUCAACCCGACGAUCGUCCUCACCAAGAUGGGCCGCAACUGGUGGUCGGAGCCCUCCAGGGGGGAACCCGCCCUCGAACGCAUCCCCCUCGGCAGAUUCGCCGAGGUUGACGAGGUGGCCGAUGCUGUGAUGUUCCUGCUGAGUGAUAAUUCAGCCAUGAUCAACGGAAUUUCGCUCUUGAUCGAUGGCGGUCAUGUCGCCUCACCUUACCGCGCCAGCAAGUGAACCGGUGCUGAAUCUCUUCGACCAACUGAAAAUCAUCUGAUUUCAGGACAUUCCGUCGACGAUUUUUUUUCCGCGUGCCUGUUUUGUCCAGCAGUCUGCGUCCACGUGUAAAAUAAGAGUUGUGUAAAAAGAAACUAUACAAAAAUGAAUAUAAAAGAGGAAAAACCAAAAGAUAAAAGAAAUAAGUAAAGUGCUUUGGGGAUCAUUAAAUUUGACACGGA